Saccoglossus kowalevskii is the source of this 1338-nucleotide messenger RNA. Its product is annotated as carbohydrate sulfotransferase 1-like. Gene Ontology annotation, molecular function: N-acetylglucosamine 6-O-sulfotransferase activity. Gene Ontology annotation, biological process: N-acetylglucosamine metabolic process; sulfur compound metabolic process. The record is from RefSeq and is a predicted model, not a curated record. NCBI's taxonomy places the organism in Eukaryota, Metazoa, Hemichordata, Enteropneusta, Harrimaniidae.
AUGGUUAUUUAUAAAGCAUCGCAAGCUGUCAUACUGGUCUUCUUCCCAGCGCCUCUCCAGCGAAUAUCACUCCCUUCGCAUGACAAUGGUUUAAUUGGAAGAUCUCUGCACACUAAUAUGGAAUACUUGCUCAAAAAACAGUUUGUGUUUUUAAUAACUUGCGUCAUUGUUGCCGUCUGUGUGAUCUUCUUCUCUAAAACGUCCGAUGAUUCAACAGAAUACGGCCUCUAUAACAACGCGUCGGUCCGGCGUCGCUUAGCUGAGCUGGAGUGGCGAAUAGAAAACUUUCGCGGCAGAAAGAUGAUUAACUCCGUGGAACCGUGUCCAAAUGAUCAACUAGGGAAGCGUAUUUUGAUAGUGGCAAAAGCCAGAAGUGGAUCAACAUUUCUUGGAGAACUUUUCAAUCGAAACCCGUCGGUGUUUUAUUCAUUCGAGCCGUUGCGAGUGAUCCCAGACAUGGUGCGCUACGAAGCGAUAUCUGAUAACUAUCGGACGUCCAUGUCGGUGGAAAUAUUACACAACCUUGUCAACUGCGACUUUAUGACGUACUAUGCGUAUCAUAUCCAUGGAUGGCGCCUGUCUAUUUUUGAAAGCAUGGCAUUGAAAAAAGCGUGCCAAGCUAGGAAUGACAAAUGUAGCGAAAUCCUACCGUCGGAUAUGAAUUCUAUCUGCGCAUCCUACGACCAUAUGGUAGUCAAAUCGAUACGAGUAGAAGAUGUGUCCACACUUCAAAAUAUUGUGGACCGGGCCUGUUCAAAUUUGGAGAUCGUAUUUUUGGUACGGGACCCCAGAGCAGUGGCGACAUCAAGAAAACAUUUUAAAUUCCCGACGAGAAGCAAAAGCAGUUUGACAGAUCUUAAUCUCGUCGGUGCUAAGGAUAUGGACUUAGCCGAUCUUCAUCCAGCUAAUGUUAACUCCUACUGCGCAUGGCUGAGGACAAAUAUCCGCGCAGUGCAAGAUAAUCUGGAAUGGAUGAGAAACAGGGUACACCUGCUGAGAUAUGAAGACAUCGCAAAAAAUGUCACCCGCAAAGCUAUCGACCUGUAUGAUUUUUUCAGUAUGGAAAUGAGUGAAGACGUCAUGAGGUGGAUAGAAAGUAAUACUCAUGCACAAGCACCGACUCACGCCCAGGGUACUAUGAAUACUAAAAGAAACUCAGCAAGCACUGCGCAAGCUUGGCGACACGAACUGGGUUUUCGCGAGGUUGAUAUGGUGCAGAAUGUUUGCGGUGACGUCAUGGAAACCCUUGGUUACAUCGAAGCAAAAACCGAAGAGGAACUGAAAGACAUUUCUGUACCUCUAGAAACAACUCCACUGUUGGAACUCGUCUCAUUGUGA